AUCCCACCAGCUCACGACUUCUGUCUCUUCUUGUUUACUUUUAGAAAUUCAGUCGCUCAACAGUCGUCGAUAUGAGUGUGUGACGGUUUCCCCUGCAAACGCGCGUUCACGUGCUUUACCAUGAUGUCGGUUCAGACUUACGAAAGUGCCGUUUUUUGCGUUUUUAUCUAUUUGAUUGUGGCUUGUGACGGGAUAUCUGCACAAGAUUUAAUGUGCUGUUCGCAUACCACGGGCUCCUGCAGAAGUGUGUGCGAGAAGAUAUCAUUAGCGCAACUAGCCGCCGAUGGCCGCUUGAGGAACCAGACGAUCCAAGAAGUACAGAAAUUCUGUUCCCCUCAGCUGAGCACAUUUUGGGAGUGCCUCAACGCCACGUUCAAAGACAUGUCGCGGGGCGAAUCCUGGUCCGGCCGUUUUUGCUGCCCCAUCCCACAAAGCAGCAGCUGUCGAAAGGCCUGCAUCACCGCAACCUCCUCCUCCGACCUAAUCCACGGUUGUCGCCAAAGCGACGAAAUCGACUUCUUCGGCUGCCUCGAAAGACAAAAGAACGGCGAAACCUGCUGCAGCAACUCCAAAAGCGACGACUGCCACAGAGUUUGCCGCGAAAUCUUCCGCAGCCGCUGGACCCCGAGCUCCUCCCUCAGACUAAAAGUACAAGAAACGUGCGAGAAAAACAGCCCCAAAGUGAUGGAGUGUGUCAAGGACUUCAUUAAAGUGACACCAGCGAAGAAUUUACACAAAAAAAUGCAUUGCUGCGAUAUGUCCAACCACAGCAAGUGCCGCGAAGCGUGUAAGAAACUGCUGUCUACGAAGAACAUUACCCUUCAGGAGACCAUAGAUGGGUUGCAGAUGGGCGGCUGUGGGCUGCCGCUACCGCAGGAGUACUUCUGGUCGUGUUUUUUCAAACCUGCGGAAACUGCGACCACUUCGGUUGAAGUGUCGCGGAUUGAAAGAGUUGGAAUGGAUUCGGCUAAGUGGAUGUGUUGCCAGAAGGCGUCCAGUCAUUCGUGCCAGAAAUUGUGUACCAAGACGUUCACGAAGUUUUGGUCGACGUCUUGGGAUGAGUUCCACAAUAAGUGUCUCACUCAGGUUGCUGAGGAGAACUUGAGGAAUUGCAUAGAUGAAGUGGAUGAACCUUGCGAACUUGGUUGCGAUGGUCUCAGCUUUUGUACCAACUUCAACAACAGACCCACUGAACUUUUCCGUUCUUGUAACUCGGAAGCGGAUGAGGCGGCCCGUAACGAUGUCGCUGUGUGGCAAUUCCAGAACAAAUUGACCCUACCGGGGUUAAUUCUCCCGUUGAAGAACAUCUCCCAGUGUUCUCCAAACGUCUGGAAGACAGUCGCUUGCACCCUUCAGAUCAAACCAUGUUCCCGACACUCCCACGCUAAUCAAAUUUGUCGAGACGUCUGUCUGGAUAUUCUUUCCAAGUGUGUGGACUGGACCAGAAUAACGCCCGAACAUUCAGCUGAAACCAUCUGUGCUGGUUUGUCUCCGGAAGACCCGACUGUGUCUUGUAUAAGUCUUCAGAAAUUUCUGCAUCCUUCUGAACACGGUUACCAACGAAUCAACGACCAAGUUUUCUCACCGUGCAAGGGUAACCCGUGCAAGUCCCACGAGAUUUGUCUACUAAACAAGAACUGCAUCCUUGGUGGCAACUGUUUACCGUAUACGUGUGUCCCGGGGUGUAAACUGGGUGAAGUUAGUGAGUACAUGGUACCGGAUGGUACUUACGUCCGCAUUCCCAUCCACAGCAACAAUAAACCGAAAGGUUGCUUGAAGAUUUGUAAGUGUAAUAAGGGAAAGAUCGAGGAGUGUCAGCCGUUGUUAUGUGUAUCUUUGACUCCGUGUCUGUUGGGUACACAGUACCAUCCGCUGCAUGGGACUUCGUUCGAAAUGGACUGUAAGACGUGCAGUUGUUUCGCUGGUGAAGUGAUUUGUAGUAAGAGGCAGUGCGAAAGUAACGCUCUUACUGGAGAAAAUACCGCUUAUACGUCGUUGCCUUGCAAUUGUUUGCCUCACUACGUCCCGGUGUGUGGGAAAGAUGGGAACAACUACCCGUCGGCGUGUUUAGCAAAGUGUGCUGGCUUAAGCGAUUCCGAUAUCGAACCAGCCCCCUGCGAAGACCCCUGCCGUUCCCAUAACUGUCCAAUUGGUCAUAAAUGCGUUCCUCGACCCCAAAUCUGCUUAUUCUUAAUGGAACACCACAAAGACUGCAAACAGUACGAGUGCGUGAACGGUACCACCAACUGCCACAGCCUGCCAAAGUCGCCCGUUUGCAGCAUGAACAACUCCGAGUACGAAAACUCCUGCAUGCUAGCCCACCACAACGCUCGCCUCGCCUACCACGGGCCGUGUUUGAAAAACUGCCGCCACGAUGGGGUGGUUUGCGGCAUCAACGGUCGUACCUACAUCUCCGAGUGCGCGGCUUGGGCGGAUAUGGUUUCUGUGGACUACAUGGGCCGGUGCCGGAUGGUCGGGCUGAUCGGGGAUACCAAGAGCGAGCAGUGCCCCGACGUCAAGUGUGCCCCUUUACCCGAUCCGCACUGCUUGGGGAUCACGCCCCCGGGAGCUUGUUGCCCCAUCUGCGGCGGCGCCUUGAGACUGCUCUACUCCAAGAACCAGAUCCACCGGGCGCUGUACGCCUUGAAGAACUCCGAUACUGAGUCGCUGACGCUGAAGGCCAUGUUGAAGGCCCUGGAUAGGCAGAUUCAUGUGGCCCGGUGCGUCCUUCGGGGCUACUUGACCGUAGAGAUGGACGUUUUUAUCGCCGUGCAGACGACCGAGAAGAACCCGUCGGGUUUGCAGCUCGAGGCGUGCGUCCGGGAGGCCGAGAAAAUCGCGAGUUUGAUAAACAUGCAAAGUCCGAGGAUAGUCAGCGAGUUGAGUUUGAGUUCUUUGACUCUGGCUAGUGUCGUUCAUGUGAGUUCGGCUGCUGGUUUGAGGGUCACUACCCUACUUUUAGCGGUGCUUUUGUUGUUGAAAUUUGUUUGAUACCUAGAGCUGUUACCAAAAAUUUGACAAAUUUUGAUCUCAGUUUCAAUGAGUUUAGUUUCUGAUUGUUGACAAAAAGGCCAAAUAUUGUACCAAAGAAUUAUUAUGACUAUGUAUUGUGCCAUCUCGCUAUUUCUGUCGCGUUUAACAAUUAGCAGUCUGUAUUUAUAGACCGUUUACAAAGAAACUCGGAUCGUUAAGCAAAUUAUGCAAGCGACUGGAUUUAGACGGAUAAGUAACAGAUGUGGCCUUAUUUUUCUUGUUUAAAAGUUCAAAAGGUACUGAUAUGUAAUUAAGACAGCAUUAUUAAGUGCCAAAACGAAGUCAUGUCGGGCCAGUUUCUAUGCGAUUCUGUGAUAUGUACUAUAUGUAAAUACUUUUAAGAUGUUAUUUUAUUCAAAGUUAUUAACGGAUGUAAAUAACAAAUGUACAUAAAAAGAGAUUUUAUACUGCUUCAUUUAUCGUACACUUGUAGGUUUAACGAUUUUGUGAUUGUAAGUUUAUUUUCAAAUCUGUAAUAUUAUUUGCAACAGUGUAACGUUUAAACCAAAUCGUUUUUGUAAUUUAUUGAAAUUAAAUUAUUUAAAAUUC
This is a messenger RNA of Zophobas morio, 3582 nucleotides long. RefSeq names its product reversion-inducing cysteine-rich protein with Kazal motifs (gene Reck). Gene Ontology annotation, biological process: extracellular matrix organization. Bases 121 to 2991 code for a protein of 956 amino acids. Lineage: Eukaryota; Metazoa; Arthropoda; Insecta; Coleoptera; Tenebrionidae. The record is from RefSeq and is a predicted model, not a curated record. The transcript has 9 exons. Gene Ontology annotation, molecular function: protein binding; metalloendopeptidase inhibitor activity. Gene Ontology annotation, cellular component: plasma membrane.